This is a messenger RNA of Orbilia oligospora ATCC 24927, 2652 nucleotides long. RefSeq lists its product as uncharacterized. The transcript is spliced from 6 exons. Gene Ontology annotation, cellular component: transcription factor TFIIIC complex. Gene Ontology annotation, molecular function: histone acetyltransferase activity. The record is from RefSeq and is a predicted model, not a curated record. Gene Ontology annotation, biological process: transcription initiation at RNA polymerase III promoter. Bases 1 to 2652 code for a protein of 883 amino acids. NCBI's taxonomy places the organism in Eukaryota, Fungi, Ascomycota, Orbiliomycetes, Orbiliales, Orbiliaceae.
AUGCUUCUCAAAAAUAUUGAUCUCAAUUUUUACCCUUCCAUCCCUCAAAACUACAAAGCUUCGCAGGAUGGACAACUAUGCAUCCCCGCGGGACCAAUUACUUACAUUUUGACCAAUUCGGUUCUAAACCCGGGUCUCGUCUCGAACCCUCCGGUUCCAUCGAAGUUUAAACCGGGAGAUGAGAAUAAAAUUGAUUAUAGAAGCUCUGAGAAUCGAGCCGAUUGGAAGGGGUAUGGUGAUGGUAACGAUGGAGGAGACGGUAGCGAGUAUGAAGAAAGCGAGGAGGAUGGUGAAGAGGAGGGGGAGCAGGAAGGGGAGGAAGAGAAGGAGGGAGAUGUGGAAGAAGACAAAGCUCGGCCGGAGUUUCAGUUUCAUUGGCAGAAGCUAGAGAUUCUACAGGAUGAAGAGGUGGGAGAUGUGAUGAAGGGAGGCGUGAGCUUUCAAUUAGACCAGACGUUCAAAGAAGGGUUUGCGAGACAGAUGGAGUGGUCUCCGGUUGGGGCUGGAACUCACCGAAGGUGCUCACUGUCUAUCCUGACUUCUUCUCGACAAGUCUUGAUUUAUCAACCUACCACUGUUAUCGGACGUGGUUUGAAGCUUCAGAUGAAGCUUUUGGAUCGAUUGAUCGAUCAAGAUGUUCCUGGAGAUGAAGUCGUAGAGAUCACAUGGGACAAACUUCCGAGAGAGAUCUGCUGGUCACAGCCAUGUACAUUCCAAACUAUGCGAUGGGGAAUCCCUAUCUUUACUAUGGUCGAUGAGAACAAUGAACUCACGUUCGUUAAGAUCAUUGACCAGGAUGUAGAGCUUCUUCUGAAAACUACCCCCAAAAUACCGGAAGGCUCGAGAAUUGUCAAAAUGUGCUGGUCGCCGUGGGUUAUAAUGAGCUCCGACGAAGGCAUUGCAUUCUUCAGCUUUAUUACCACGGAUGGAGUUUGGGUCCUGAGGAUGGUCCUUUCCAGGGUUGGCGGGAAGCUGGUACUCUCCGCUGGAGAUGAGCCACCGCACCUUACCCCAGGGGCAAUGGCGGGUUACGAACCCCAUGCUUUGCUGUGGUACGAACGUGUAUACAACAUUCCAAACCGGGCCCCUGAAACUCUUCUAGCUGCGAUUCAGCGUGAUGGCGUCGAGCUCUUUGGCAUUACCUUAGAUAUCGGUAAACGCUUCUGUCUUCAACGCCUUUAUAAAGUGUUCAUGGAUCUGCCUGCUUGCCUCGCUGGUUACACUUUUUCUGACCCUAUUUGGAUGGAUUACCUCGACCUCAAUAUCUGCUCGACAAAUGGCGCGCUCUCGAUAGUUAGAAUCGACCUUUCCAACCUUAACAAAUCCAUCCUCCUCAAGGCUGUCAUACCGAAUUUUUAUGGUCGCACUUUAAUACAGAAUAAUUGUGAAUUCCCUCAGCCGAACACCAAACCCGACUUCAUCGACAUUCUCGAUGAAAAAAGAGCCUCCUUCAUCGAGGACUGGAAAAUCAUGCAAGCAUCGUGUCAAGUCUAUGGCAUAGCAUACUGUCCACUAGGUGGGAUUCUGUCCGUUUGCUACCGUUUAAAGCCUGAAGGUGUCCUCGAGUAUCCCAUCAAGGAGAGGGAACGAUGCACACUCUCUUGGCAAUUCUGUAGAGACUGGUCGGAGAUGUUUGAUCCUGCUCAGGCAGCUGGGUCAGCCAAGUACUUCACACUCAACGGAGUUCCUGGAGAAGCGUUUGUAAGUGACAUUCGUUUCUUGGUGGACCCCGAGGAUGCAGAGGAUUCCUUCAACAGGAUGGAGGAGAUCCUUUCGGACGGGAUGAACGAAUCCCGGAGGCUCCCGCCUCCUCUUGCACAGGAAGCAGAAUUCUACCUGUUUCAAGAUAUUAAGCCAGCAGAUCUGAUCGAUCAUAUCUCCACCUAUCUCUUCAACACCAAGGAAGCAGUUUUAAACCGGGCUAGGAACUUGGUUGGCCUUCUGAGAGCUAAUAAGAUUGCUCCGAAGAAGCCUGGAGUGUUGAGUGCGCAAACGGGGACUACGAAGUUGGUAUUAAGCGCCGUUCUUGAGAUUCCUGUCUUAAAGGGGUCGCAAUUGCGAACUCGAAAAUCGCGACUGAUUAGGUGGUUAACCGCAUGCUUGGGGAUCCUGGCUUUCUAUCGCGAUGAGAGAGUUUUUAAACUCUCGAUCCAAACGCUGAAAGAUUUGGAAUAUCGUUUCGCGCUUGAUAUUGAAAUUGAGAAGAAGCUUAUUGCUGAGAGGAAGGAGGUUCUUGCAAACCCUGGGAAUUUGGAUUUGUUGGUCACGAUGACGAAGAAGAUUGUAAGAGUAGGUGCGAUGGAAAAAUGUAAUGUUUGCCUUGCGCCUGUUCCGUUGGAUGAUUUGAUGAACGGGAGGUGUGGAAAUGGGCAUUUGUUCAAACGCUGCGCUCUCACAUUUUUGCUCAUUACGGAUCCGAAUCCACGAGUAUGUGGGAUCUGUAGUCGUGAGUAUAUUUCAAGAAGAAUGGUAGAUGAAGACGAAGACGAAAAGGCAAUGACGGCGACUGAUCAACGUGGAGGGAAAUUGAUUCAUGAUAAUGUUCGAGAACCGACGUUGUUUAGAAUUUUAUUUGAGGCUGUGGAUACUUGUGUGUUUUGUGGGGGGAGCUUUUAUGAUAAAGAGGAGUUUAGAAAGGGAGGGGAGCAGUAG